AGUUAGUACUAUCAUCAUCAUCAUAUUUGUUUCAAAAAUGGCGCUCUCUUCACAUGUUUCGUGUGGAAACGCGUGUGACAAGCUAGACGAGCUUAAUCCGUCGGAACUUGGGACAAAAACUUACUGGGAAGAGGCAUAUCAAAAUGAGCUGAGUAACUUCACAAGUCAUGGUGAUGUUGGUGAGGUGUGGUUUGGCAGCAAGAAUGAACAUCGUGUCACCACAUGGAUGCUGCAGCACGCUGAGAAGGCAAGCCAUAUUGUGGACAUUGGUUGUGGAAACGGCCACCUUCUUGUACAUCUGGCCAAGGAAGGCUUCACCAAUCUGACGGGAGUUGACUUCAUUGAGAAUGCAGUGAUUCUUGCAAGGAAACUGGCAGCCAAGGAGGCAGUUUCUGUCCUUUUUGAAGUGGGUGACGUUCUGGAACAGAACCUGUCGUGUGCCUGUUUCUCAAGGAAAUAUGACUUCGUCUUGGAUAAAGGAACAUACGAUGCCAUCAGCCUCUGUCCAGACAAUCCACAAGAAAAGCGCGCGCGUUACCUUCAAGUUGUGUCCCAAAUUCUAGAACCUGGAGGCCGCUUCGUGAUUGUGUCAUGCAACUGGACACAAGAAGAGCUCACAAAACACUUUGAGAAAGAGCUAGUGCUGGUGGAUACCAUACCCACACCAACAUUUUCAUUUGGCGGCAGCAAAGGGAAAUCUGUCAGUGCGCUGGUCUUUGGUUGCAAGUCUGCCAUUGAAAGACCUUGACAUUUCUAUGCUUUU
Messenger RNA from Rhipicephalus sanguineus (brown dog tick), 763 nucleotides. Its product is annotated as EEF1A lysine methyltransferase 2. The transcript has 7 exons. The record is from RefSeq and is a predicted model, not a curated record. NCBI's taxonomy places the organism in Eukaryota, Metazoa, Arthropoda, Arachnida, Ixodida, Ixodidae. Bases 38 to 748 code for a protein of 236 amino acids. Gene Ontology annotation, biological process: peptidyl-lysine dimethylation; peptidyl-lysine monomethylation. Gene Ontology annotation, cellular component: cytoplasm. Gene Ontology annotation, molecular function: protein-lysine N-methyltransferase activity.